Messenger RNA from Cryptococcus amylolentus CBS 6039, 638 nucleotides. RefSeq names its product ribose 5-phosphate isomerase. Bases 66 to 575 code for a protein of 169 amino acids. Gene Ontology annotation, molecular function: isomerase activity. Lineage: Eukaryota; Fungi; Basidiomycota; Tremellomycetes; Tremellales; Cryptococcaceae. Gene Ontology annotation, biological process: carbohydrate metabolic process. The transcript is spliced from 3 exons. Gene Ontology annotation, cellular component: intracellular anatomical structure. The record is from RefSeq and is a predicted model, not a curated record.
CAAGUAUCUCUUGUGCAUCCACAUCUAUUCUUCGUACAUUCCUUGCGUCACUCAACUUAUCAACCAUGUCCCAGCCACCAUACACCAUCGUGCUCGCCUGUGACGAGGCCGGUCACGACUACAAAACCGCCCUCAAAUCCUUGCUCGAGUCCGACAAGCGUGUCAAGGGCGUUAUUGACGUCGGGGUCAACAAGACUGAAGACGGCAAACCGGAGAAGACGGCGUACCCCCAUGUGGCGGUGGAUGCGGCGAGAAAGAUUGUGAAGGGGGAGGCUGACAGGGGUCUGCUAAUUUGCGGGACAGGCAUGGGCGUAGCCAUCUCUGCCAACAAAGUUCCCGGCAUCCGCGCAUCCACCGCUCACGACUCGUUCUCGGUCGAGCGCCUCAUCAAAUCAAAUAACGCCCAGAUUCUUUGUCUAGGACAAAGGGUCAUUGGCGUUGAGCUAGCCAAGAAGCUUGUGCAAGAGUGGUUGGGGCAUGUCUUUGACCCAGAGUCGGCGAGUAAUGAGAAGGUGCAGAUCAUCCAUGAUUACGAUGGGUACGAAUACGAGGCCGUGCCCGGCGGCUGCAGCUAGGGGUCGAAGAUAUUAUAUUGUGUUCGCAUGGGAACUAUGGAAUGAACUUGUACACUGAUACAG